Messenger RNA from Eupeodes corollae, 1148 nucleotides. RefSeq lists its product as uncharacterized. Lineage: Eukaryota; Metazoa; Arthropoda; Insecta; Diptera; Syrphidae. Bases 248 to 964 code for a protein of 238 amino acids. The transcript has 4 exons. The record is from RefSeq and is a predicted model, not a curated record.
UUCUCUAGUUUCUCUUCAACACUCGGACCUAAUGUGCUCCUAUUGUGUUUUGUCGCUAACAACAAAAACCACCUAAUUAAAUAUAAACAUCCCUACGUCAAUCAAAAGAAAAAACGAACCCCCUUGUAUCGAUUUAACAAGUUGUCAGUUCCCAUUUGAUGUGAAAGUGAAAACUUUUUCACUUAAGUGCAAUCAAUUUGUAAAAGUAUCUCUACACAUAACACAAUAAGUAGCAUCUAACUGCAAAAUGCAACUACAGAUGGGAUUCUGGAGACGAGCCGUGGAUACGGCUCUGGCGCCGAUUUCGCCAAAAAACCUACGCUUGUCAGCAAUUUUGAUUGCAAUCUAUCAAUUGCUGAUUGCUCAUGUAUUGUUGUUCAUUGUUCUAUUGGGUUUGGCUCAUGCUGAACAAAUGAAGAACAUGCUAGCUUUGGACAUCGAGGACCAGAAGGAAUAUGGAUUCUACGACUUGACCCCAUUUCCAAAUCAAAUGCGUCUCAAGACUGCAUCGCAAUUGGUUUCUGUCACCGAAGUGCUUUUGUAUAUUUUGACCGCCAUUUCGUCAGUUUAUUUACUCAGCUGCUUGGCAUUGUUUGCUGGUGUAUUUAAAAAUCGCUCCGAACUGAUACUCCCUUGGCUGGUAGUGGAAUUCAUUUUCAUCAUAAUGGCUAUGGUGGCAACGUUUUGGUGUCAGAAUGAGAAAUUCGUUGGAAUUAUUGGUGGAAAAUUUCAAUAUUUUUCCAUUUGUUUUGGAUUCAUAAUGUUUGACAGCAUCAUUUGGUACAUCAUGCAUUCAUUCUAUCAGAGUCUCCGCCAAAUGAAUAAAUUAACUGAGAUUGCAACUGUGGCCAUACCUUGUCCCCCACCAGGAUCUAUUCCAUUCCAUUUUAGACGAGAAAAUAUGUAUUUAGGCAGCAAUGGUUACAAGCAUAUUUUAUCCGAAGCUCCUGAUGGAAAUUAUUAAACUGUUAAACAUUCAUGAGUAUACUAUAAACCUUACCUAUAGCUGCGAACAAAUAUAUUAAUUUAUUAAACAAAAAACAAUUAAAUAAUUAUUAUUAGUCACACGAACUCUCUCAUUCUGUAGAUAAUUAAAUUAAUAUGGCAGGGUAAACAAUUGUGAAAACAAACAAAACAAAAAACAAAAA